AUGGCCGCUGGGCUUUACCCAAACUCCGCUUCGCAGGGCAUUGGCGCAGCAGCUUUGAAUCUUCACCGAGUUCCUGGAAUGCCAGCUGAGUUUUCCGACUGGCACGAUUGGAGACUUCCAGAGCAUGAAUCAUCUCGAGGAAAUUGGGUUUCCUCGUCUAUGGAACACCACUGCGCACCACCGCUCUGGACGCACCAAUCUUUGGGUGUCUUUGGAUGGCCUGGGGCUAGGGCCGAUCCAUACGCGAGUUCCACUUCUUUUCCCGUGCUCGGCUCCGAGGAGCCGACUCCGCCCGACGGGGCGUCAAGCUCAGCUGCUGCCGCGGCGGCUGCAUCUUCAGGCGAGGCAGCGGCGCAUCCGACUUCUCCGCCUACAACACGAUUAAGUGCAGCGACUUCGGCAUCUGGCGGCCUAGGUGCACUUCCCGGAGGAGCUGAUCAUCUUCAAGGUCUUGGUGAUCCUUGGAUAGCGGCUGCCAGGGAGCUGGUGAGCUCCACCACUGGUCGACAUGGCCAGACCCGGCUUUGGAGAUGGGCCGCUGGCACCUUUUCCUGGGUUCCCGGAUCUUCGGGAGCCGUGCCAUACGACGCCGCUCCAACCUCAGGGAACGCCUGGCUGAACAUGGCUUCCCCUCCCGCAGCCGCUUGCUCUUCGGCGCCUUGGGGAUCUUCGCUUCCGGCCUUGGGUUCUGCGGCCGACUCUGGAUAUCCAGCUGGAUGGCCUGGCGCAUCUUCAACGUUCUACCUGGCCAAGCGCCUCCGAGACCUCCUCCGAUGCUUCAUGGGACUCCUGGACUGCCUGAUCGUUCUGCCGGACAAGGGCGACUUUACCGAGCCACCCUCCUGGCCCGGAUGGCAGUGGACUGCAGCAGCGCGGCGCUGGAACAAGCUCACCGACAUCCCGGUGCACCGCCGUGCCGAGAAGGCUGAAUUGGUCUCCCCGCGCUACCUUGACUGCAUCCUCGGGGUCCUCGAGCUCAAGGCCGGCGUCCGCGAGGACGACGAGAAUCGCGCGGCCUACCGAGGUGUGAUGCAAGAUAGUGGAAGGAAGCGGGACGAGACCUUGUCCCAGUUCGUCACUCGUCGACUCCGAGACUUCACUAAGGCGGCAAACUAUGGGAUCGUCUUGCCGGAAGAGUUCAAGGCCACCAUGCUCAGGGAAGGCGCCCGUCUCAGUGAUCAAGGGCAGCAGAAUCUUACGGCCUUGCUUCAAGGUCACGACCACAACGUGGAUCCAGUCGGCGCGGUUCUGGCCCGAAUGGAGGACCACUCCGACUCCGGCUCCGGUGAGGACGAGCAGAACGAGGACGAGGACGUGUUGGACGACGAGGCGGUCCUUGCCGAGCUCUCGGACUUGAGCUUUACGGACGAGCAGGCCGCCCUGGUCUUCGCCAUCAUGGAGAACCGUCCUCCCAAGCGCCGUCGCACCUGGAAGGAAAACAAGCGCUUCAAGGCAGACCUCAAGAAGGAUCGUCAGAGCUUCGCUAAGGGCGGCGACUCCGGAAAUGCUUCUCGACCAAAGUACUCUCGUGAGCAGCUGAAGAAGAUUUCGAAAUGCCGUCUUUGCGGUCGCCGGGGUCACUGGGCUGAGGACUGCCGAAACGGCACAAAUCGCAAUGCUUCCGGAGAUGCUGGCAAGAUGAAUGGCUUCUGCUACCUGGGCGGACCGCUGCAGGCAGCUUCUUCGUCAGCCUUCUGCUCAUUUGUGGCAUGGCAUGGUGCUCCGGAUGACACCUCCUGGAACUUCUUGUCCAUCCCCUCCGGCAUGGCCAUUCUCGACAUCGGCGCCACCCAGGACAUCAUCGGGCUGGCCGCCAUGAAGUCCCUAGAGGAGGAGCUGGGGCGCAGCGGCGUUGGAGGAGCAGCCAAGGUUUUGAAGACCAUGCUCGUGCCGAUUUCGCCCGGUGGAGUUCCAGGCGUCGUGCAGUUCGUGGUCAUCGAUGGGAAUGUUCCUCCAUUGCUCUCGGUCUCCAAUUUCUGCAUGAAGUGCACGAUCCUCUGGUCCCAGUUCAGGGAUUCAACGAGAAAGGUGAACCCUGUCGCCAUUGUCCUGCGGAGAAGACACAGUCUGGUCACUGGAAGGAAAGCUCCAGGGCAGAUUGGCGGCGAAGACGUUCUCACCGUUCGCCUUAGGCGUGCGGGUGACUGGUCCAUGGCCUUGCAGAGCCAACCACCUGGGACAGCUCCGCAAGGAGGAGCUCGAAGGCGCCUCCGCAUAGAAGAAUCUUCCUUGCGAGGUUUGCUCUUGCUUGGCUGUCGCGUGGAUUUCGUCGAGCUCUUCAACUCCUCUCCGGCGAGCACCCUUCUGCGACAGCGCGGACUGCGAGUUCCUCCUCCUCACGAAGACUUCACUUCUCGAGCUGGUUGGAAUGUUCGCGUGGGUGAGCAUCGCAAGCGAUUUCGGGAGGUAACGACUGAGGAGGAUCAGAUUGAUUGGCACUUUCUGUCGGCUGACUCGGAGGGCGAGGACCUGGCUCUUCGGCUACUCGAACGACAAGAUUUCUCCCAUGCCUCCUGCCUCAAGCUCCUCAAGACGACCGAUUGGCCCUCUAAGCGCACCCGGCGCUGUUGUGUGCAGGAAGCCUCUGGAUGCCACCUGCUGGGCCAGUACACUCACGGAAGAUUUUCAGGUACUACGCUGGCCACCUUCAAGCUCAAGCACACCACCCGGUACCUGAAUGCCUUUAUGACCUCUCACGGAGCUGACGGUACACGUUCCUCCUUGGUGGUUGGGCACAAUGUUCGCGUCAAGGCUCAUCAUGAUUUGAACAACCUAGGCCUCAGCCACUCGCCCUCGGCAAGUUCUCUGGAGGCAAGCUUUGGACCGAGGAGCCCGAUGGGGACUGCGAACAACGUGUUGACUCGAUCCGGCCAGGUACUCCGACUCGGACUUCAUCGGCGUCACGAUAGACUGGUCACCUUCGACGCUCGUCGUUGGCGCGAGGUGGAACCCUGGAGUGGAGAUCGCUGGACCAUCGCAGUGUUUCAGACCCGGUCGGCCAAGGACUUGGAGCCCCAGCAAGACAGACUUCUGAGAGACUUUGGUUUCCAAGUGGACGGGCGCCCUUCAGCCAUGCUGGCCACCGCUCCUCACGCUGAGCUUCUCAGUGCUGCAGUAUGGCAAGGCAGUGCUCUCCCAUCGUUUGCGAGCUCUGCGUUUCCUUCGACUUCCGUCAACGACAUUGAUGAGGAGCAGCUUGAGGAGCUAGAUGUGGAACCGACAAUCGGAGGAUCCAGCUCGACUCAACGCGUGACCGAGGCUCAGAAGCUCCUCCUCAAGAAGCUUCACAUCAAUACCGGGCAUCCUCCUCAGGAUCGUUUCCUCAAGACGCUCAAGGCUGCUGGUGCCCUUCCCCAUGUGCUAAAGUAUGUCAGGGACGAGUUCCAUUGUGAGGCGUGUGCCACAAAACGUGUUCCCGGCCACCGGCGAAAAGCUCAGUGCCCUCGCGUGUUCUCCUUCAACCGGGUGCUCAGCAUGGACGUCUUCUACCUCAACUUCAAAGGCCGAAACGAGGCCUUCCUGAAUGUGGUGGACCAUGGGACCAAUUACCAGAUGGCCCAGCGCAUUCCUGGCUCUGGCGGCGCUCCAACCUCUGCGUCUACCUGGCACGCCUUCCUGACCACUUGGGUCAGAUUUGUCGGUCCUCCGUCGCUCAUCGUGACGGACGGGGGGUUGGAACGGCACGGUGGUUGGUUGAAGCAGCGACUAUGCCAAGAGCUGGAGUCCGGUCAGGCCAUUGUGGAAACCUGGGACGAUGUGGACGAAAUGCUGUCUUCCCUGGUCUCUGCCAAGAAUCGAUGGUUCAACUCCGGCGGCUACACUCCCACUCGCCUGGUGUUUGGGGGCUUCCUCGUGUGCCAGGCGAGUUGCUUUCCGACAACUCCUGUGGGCUCCAGACCUUGA
Symbiodinium pilosum is the source of this 3903-nucleotide messenger RNA. The record is from the annotation of a GenBank genome assembly. NCBI's taxonomy places the organism in Eukaryota, Dinophyceae, Suessiales, Symbiodiniaceae.